AAUUUUUACAUCAACAGCUGCAUUUCAGGCCAAAGGAAACGGAUGGGAAAUGCUAAUGAAUCAAUUUUUCCAUACAGUCUAUUGAGAACUCCACUGUGCAAUGCAUUGAUAAAUUUUCUACGUCGACAAUAAAAAAACAGACAUAGCAAUUGUGACGACAAGAAAAGCAUAAAACAAAUCGAACGUGUGUAAAAGUGAAGAACCUUCACAUCAAAUGUCAAGUACCAUAUCAUCGAGCAAAACAGAUAUUUGUUUUCCUGUCGUUGAACAAACGCGAAACUACGCAACCUGUCACAAGACUUCCGGAAUUUAUCUACUCAGCGAUAUUUUUGACAACAGACAGCUGGUUCACCAAGUACAAAACAGCUAAAACCUUUGGAAGUGUCAUUUUCAAACAUUUACAAAGAAAAUGAAUCUUUACAGCGCUAUUUUUUAUCUCUGCAUCAUUGCAGCCGUUAGAGCAGAUCAUCCGUUGAAUAAAGAUGAAUGUCUUGAGUGGCAUAACAAGUACAGAAAAUUACACCAAGCACCGAAUCUUCAGUGGUCAACAAGUCUUGAAAACGAUGCUCAAAAAUGGGCCAACCAUCUCGCUAGACAAAAUAAACUUGAACAUGACCCCGAGAAUAGAAACCAGGGUGAAAAUCUUUAUGCAAGUUCAGGUGACGCUGUCAAUUCCUGUGAACGUGCUACUACAGCAUUUUACAACGAAGUGAAUGACUACGACUAUAAAAAUCCAGGAUUUAGUAAAGCCACAGGUCAUUUUACACAGGUCGUUUGGGUGAAUUCAAAACAACUUGGUGUAGGAAAGGCACAUACAGCUAGAGGAGGUACUAUACUUGUUUUUCGUUACUAUCCACCUGGAAAUUAUCGUGGACAAUUUAGAGAGAAUGUGAAGCCAGUCAAGCCAUCACGACGUACAGGAUCACCACGAUCUACAGGAUCACCACGAUCUACAGGAUCACCACGAUCUACAGGAUCACCACAACCUACAGGAUCCGCAAAAAACUGUCUUGUUUCUCGCAUGAUUAUUGCUGGACUUUUGUUGCUAAUACUACUUACAACACUUUGAAUAAAGAAUUCCAAAUUGUCGAAAAUUUUUGUAAUAAUUGUCAAUGAAGUUCGAGAGAAUUCAAAUGUGUUGGUUUAUA
This is a messenger RNA of Xenia sp. Carnegie-2017, 1148 nucleotides long. RefSeq names its product Golgi-associated plant pathogenesis-related protein 1-like. Gene Ontology annotation, cellular component: extracellular region. The coding region runs from base 410 to 1069 and encodes 219 amino acids. The record is from RefSeq and is a predicted model, not a curated record. NCBI's taxonomy places the organism in Eukaryota, Metazoa, Cnidaria, Anthozoa, Malacalcyonacea, Xeniidae. The transcript is spliced from 6 exons.